AACAGGUGCGUGGAAGAAGACACAGAGACACUUUAUAACUUGAAAUAUCACCAGUGCCUGCAAAUUUACUCUGAGAAAAGCUAAGAAAUAAGAGAAAUAUAUCAGAAAAACUUACUUUGUGGGCAAUAAAUCAAACUUAACUAAAAACCAAUCCGAGUUUAAGGAGUGCGGGAUUUUUACCUUCGAGCAGGUGGACGUCGCCUUUGUUGAUUUUUGAGGUCACAUUUAAAGGAAGUGGAAAUGGCCAACUCCGGGUUGCAGAUUUUGGGAUUCGCCCUGGCGCUUCUGGGUUCAAUUGGACUGAUAAUUGGCACCAUUUUGCCCCAGUGGAAGAUGUCCGCUUAUGUUGGGGACAACAUCAUCACAGCGGUGUCCAUGUACGAAGGACUGUGGAUGUCCUGUGCGUUCCAGAGCACAGGCCAGAUCCAGUGUAAAGUCUACGACUCUAUCCUGCAGCUCAACGCUGCCCUCCAGGCAACGCGUGCCCUCAUGAUUGUCAGUAUCAUCGUAUCUAUAGCCGGCCUGGGCGUAGCCUGCAUGGGAAUGAAAUGCACCAACUGCGGAGGAGAUGACAAAACGCGCAAGUCCCGUAUUGCCAUGACUGGUGGCAUUAUCAUUCUGAUCGGAGCUUUGUGUGCCAUUGUUGCCUGCUCUUGGUAUGCUCAUGACAUCAUCCAAGCCUUCUACAACCCCUUCACCCCUGUUAAUACCAAGUACGAGUUCGGGUCCGCCAUCUUCAUCGCCUGGGCCGGAGCGUUCCUGGUUGUAGUAGGAGGUGCAAUGCUGGCAGCAUCCUGCCCAAGAAGCAAAUCCUCAUCCUCACCGAAGUAUCCCAUCUCCAGACCCCCAAGCAGCAAGGAAUACGUCUGAACAGGACAGGACUCACUGUUAGGCUGAAGGAACACUUUGACAUUCAUAAUAGUCUCAGCUCAGAGAUUGAAACAUUGAAAAGAUGUAUCUCAGAAGGGCAUCAGUGCCUAUCUGUAUUCUUUUUUUUUUAAUUUUGUAUUUUAGUUUUGUCAGGGCUACCCUGUAUUGUUACUGUAUUAUUUUAACAAUUGCAUUCAAGUUUUAAAUAAUGGCUGUUUACUUCAUAAGACAGCAAAUUGGCCUUGUUCCAUCUGGGACUGCAGCAAGUGCUUCAAUUUGAAUACUAUGUAGUAUAGUAUCCACCUAAUAGUCAUCUGUAAAGCACUAAAGUUGAAGAUGAAAUAUAUUUCACUUUCUGCAUGCUACAAUGUACAGUGCAUUAAAGUGUACUGUGUAUUUGGGAGUACUGUUUCACUGUAUAGAUAUCUGGAUAUGGGAAUGGACAACCAUUUAUCACGGUUAGGCUGUAAGUAAUAGUUCAUCAUCUGGCACCUGAGAGUCAAUCUGCUACCAUUAUGUCCAUGUUUUUGUGCCUUUUUUAUUUAUAUGAACAAGUCAAAUGAUUCUAAACUGCUGUAUACUGCUCUGCUUUAAUCAAGUGCCAGAAUGAAAUGGUAACUUUUAUAAAUUACAAUAUGCCAAUGUUUUUUUCUGUCAUUCAUACAGAUGUGAUGAGCUAUUUGUUGACAUGGUGUAAUAUUGUCUGUGUGAAUGGGCUUGGCUUAUACUGUGUUUUCUUUUAAAAAGUUAUAACAGCUGUUGCUGCACUCAUCAAUGUUUGUUUUUAAAAACUUUUAAUUGUUUUG
Molecule: messenger RNA, 1676 nt
Organism: Scomber japonicus (chub mackerel)
Lineage: Eukaryota; Metazoa; Chordata; Actinopteri; Scombriformes; Scombridae
Product: claudin-7-A-like
Exons: 4
Coding region: 241-870 (209 amino acids)
Biological process (GO): cell adhesion; bicellular tight junction assembly
Cellular component (GO): plasma membrane; bicellular tight junction
Molecular function (GO): structural molecule activity
Source: RefSeq, a predicted model, not a curated record